AUGUCAGCACCGCCGCUAGCCUCGUUCGUCUCCGUGCCUCCCAACUGCCACUUCCCGAUCCAGAACCUCCCGUACGGCGUCUUCCGGCCCUCGCCGGGAGGUUCGGCACGAGUGGGCGUGGCGAUCGGCGAGCAGGUUCUUGACCUUUCGGUGGUGGCGGACGCGGGGCUGCUGGGGGAGGUGGUGAAGGACACGGCCUGCUUCCACCAGGCAUCCCUGAAUGCGUUCAUGGCGCUGGGCCGCCCCGUGUGGCAACGCACUCGCACUGCCCUCCAGCGCCUGCUCUCUGCUGACGAGCCAGUGCUGAGGGACAACAAGCCUUUGCGUGCCAAGGCCUUCCACCCUCAGGCACGUGUGAGCAUGGAGAUGCCAGCGGUGGUGGGAGAUUACACGGACUUCUAUGCCUCCCGCCACCACGCCACCAAUGUGGGCCGCCUCUUUCGUGGGCCCGGCAAUGAGCUGCCCAAGCAGUGGUUGCACAUGCCCAUUGCAUACCACGGCAGGUCGUCAUCUGUUGUGGUCUCCGGCACUCCCAUCAUGCGACCCAGGGGUCAGUUGGGGCUGCCUGCCUGCCCCGCCACGCCCCUCGCCCCUCUCUUCGGCCCCACACAGCAGCUUGACUUUGAGCUUGAGAUGGCAGUGUUGGUGGGGCCGGGCAAUGAGAGGGGCGAGCGCAUUCCCGUGGAGAGGGCGCUGGACUGUUGCUUUGGCAUGGUGAUCUGUAACGACUGGAGUGCGAGGGACAUCCAGCGUUGGGAGUACGUUCCGCUGGGUCCCUUCCUUGGCAAGAACUUCGCCACGACCAUAUCCCCCUGGGUCGCCACCACAAGUGCUCUUCACUCCUGCAUCUGCGCCCACCUCCCCACUCCUCCACCGUACCAUGUGCAUGCAGCCACGACCAUAUCCCCCUGGGUCGGCACCAUGGAUGCUAUCCGCCCCUCAGGUCCUCGUUAUUGCAUUCCACGACCAUAUCCCCCUGGGUCGUCACAAUGGAUGCUCUUCGCCCCUUUAACUGCUCCCCGCCCCCUCAGUCGUCAUCACCUCCUCUUCACCCCUUCCUCCCGUCUGCCUGUUCUCUGCCAUCCCAUCCCCACAGCAGACUUCCCUUCAUCCACCCCUCCGCCUGUGCCUCCGUGCCCGCACGCCCUGCUCUCCCCUGAGACUCUGGAUUCCUCUCCCUCUACCGCUGGGGAUGCUUCACUGUCCCAGAGGCUGCCGCCUGUCCCCGUGUGCCGCAGCAACUUCAAACACCUGUACUGGACAGUGGCACAGCAGGUGGCACAUCACACCAUCAACGGCUGUCCCUUGCGCCCGGGCGACCUGCUCGCCUCAGGCACCAUCUCCGGCCCGGCAGAGGGCAGUGAGGGGUGUCUGCUAGAGCGCACACAGGCAGGCAAGCUCACUCUGGAACUCUCCCCUCAAGGAUGUAGGGUUGUCUACUGCUCUUCCCGAGCCUCUGACCGAAGCUUAGGCCCGGGGACUGUGCGCCGGACGUACCUGGAGGAUGGGGAUGAGGUCAUCAUGACAGCUACCUGCCAGUUGCCGCAUGGAGUGAUGAUUGGUUUUGGAGAGUGCAGGGGUGUGGUGCUUCCUUCCGCAUCUUCCACAUUGCUCUAA
Messenger RNA from Closterium sp. NIES-65, 1617 nucleotides. NCBI's taxonomy places the organism in Eukaryota, Viridiplantae, Streptophyta, Zygnematophyceae, Desmidiales, Closteriaceae. The record is from the annotation of a GenBank genome assembly.